UCGAAAAGCGUGGGAGCCAUUCACAGUCCGUGUGUGUGUGCGAGUGCGUUCGAGUGUGUGCUUGAACCAGAGUCAGUUAAUCUUUUGCCAGCUCAACAUUUAGACACCAACACCGCCAACACCAACAGAUGUUGGCAGUGCGGAAAAUCGACUGAGCGCAGCCACAGGCCAAAAAACCAAAAUUUGUUUUGCCUGACAAAAAAUCACAGGACUUCCACAUAACAAAAAAAUAAUGUUGCGCCUUCCGUUCGCGGCCCUUCUGGCUCUAAUAAGCCUUGGGAGCGUGGCGCCCACUGGCAGCAGCAGCAGCAGCAGCAACCACCUGCCAGCGGGUCUGGGCAUGGAUGUGGAGCUGGAGCCUGCCCAGGUCAAUCUCAACGAGCGCUUCUUCGACCAGGUGCGAGCCCUCAUCAAGCGGCGGCUGCAGGAGAAGGAGCUCUCGAAGCCUGCAUUGGAACAAUCGGAGCAACCGCUGCCACUGGUGGUGGACGAUGCCGUUGCCUUGCAAAAUCAACGCAGCUACGACAAUGUUCCCAUACCGGCUGCCAGUGUUCCAACUCCCGUGCUGGUGGAGAACUGGCCCACGGAGCAGCAUAGCUUUGGUCAGGUGACCGCCGUGGCAGUGGAUCCUCAGGGCAACCCCGUGGUGUUCCAUCGUGCCGAGCGCUAUUGGGAUGUUAACACCUUCAAUGAGAGCAAUAUCUACUACCUAAUCGAGUACGGACCCAUCAAGGAAAAGACCAUCUACGUGCUGGACGCGAAGACGGGUUCCAUCAAGUCCGGCUGGGGUUCAAGUAUGUUCUAUAUGCCACAUGGCAUGACCAUUGAUGGACAUGGAAAUUACUGGAUCACCGAUGUGGCCAUGCAUCAGGCUUUCAAAUUUAAACCCUUUAGCAACAAGCCGCUGCUCACCAUUGGCAAGCGUUUUAGGCCUGGCUCAUCCGUUAAGCAUUUGUGUAAGCCCACUUCCAUAGCAGUGGCCACCACGGGAGAGUUUUUCAUUGCCGAUGGUUAUUGCAAUAGUCGUAUAUUGAAGUUUAAUGCUGCUGGUAAACUAUUGAGAACCAUUCCCCAGCCACCCGAGUUCCUGUCCCUGCAAGUGCCACAUGCCAUCACCCUGCUGGAACACCUGGAUCUCCUGUGCAUUGCCGAUCGGGAAAACAUGCGUGUGGUGUGUCCCAAAGCUGGCUUGAUUUCCUCCCAUGGCGAGGGUGAACCCGCAGCCACCAUCCAGGAGCCCGAUCUAGGACGCGUCUUUGGCGUGGCCAGCUAUGGCGAUAUAGUGUUUGCCGUCAAUGGACCCACUUCGAUGCUGCCCGUGCGAGGCUUCACCAUUGAUCCCCGCUCGGAGGCCAUCAUUGGUCACUGGGGCGACUUCAAGAAUCCCCACUCCAUGGCGGUCAGCGUUAACGGUUCGGCACUGUAUGUGACCGAGAUUGGGACCAAUCAUCAAACGAAUCGCGUGUGGAAGUACGUGCUGGCCUGAGGCUAAGUCAGAGGAAAAUCCCCCCAUAUAACAAAGAAAAACCAGGCCCGACUCACACACACACUGCGCACCUGCAUAUCCCUAGACCUAGACCCCCACAAAAUAGCCACAGAAGACUAGAGCCCAACCAGAAAACAGUUUUAAAAUCAUUGUCAGAGAUCAAUAGAGAAUAGUAAGUGCUUAAGUUCAAGUGUACAAGUUAUAAGUAUGUAAAUUGCUUGAGAAACAAUACCACAACAAACAUAACCUCAGACUCUCUUUAUGUUUUGCACUGUAAUGAGCAAACGAAAACGAAAACCAAAAACGAAAACGAAAUUACAUGAGAAACGCAGCUUAAAGGUAAUAGUACAUAUACUUAAAAUGUAAUAGCUAUGCGUUUAGGCACUAACUAGGCAUGAAUGUGAGGAUGUGGGGCGGCGAUAACCGGGACACCCGAAGCGCGCAUAUAACGUACGUACAUUGUGUAUCAUAUUUGUAACCUAUGUAUAUCAAAAAUAUAUAUAUAUAUAAUCGACUAUCUGUAUCUUAUCGUCUUAUCUCGUAGCCCCCCAUGUAAAUUAUGUAUGUAAUAAACUGUUGUUGUUGUGA
Molecule: messenger RNA, 2074 nt
Organism: Drosophila kikkawai
Lineage: Eukaryota; Metazoa; Arthropoda; Insecta; Diptera; Drosophilidae
Gene: Pal2
Product: Peptidyl-alpha-hydroxyglycine-alpha-amidating lyase 2
Cellular component (GO): extracellular region
Molecular function (GO): protein binding
Source: RefSeq, a predicted model, not a curated record